AUGAGUGGCCAUCUUUUGUGAUAGAUAAUUGUGACGAAUAACUAACAAACGAGACUGCAGCAAACAGAGUGUCAUCUACUACUUUCAGUAGUAACCAUAACCAUGUCCAUAAGCAUCCACAAUCUUCCUCGCUCUUCUGCUGAAAACUAGUCAUAUAUGCCUCUGAUUUAGGUAUUCUGAGAAUCAGAGUUUCUGGAAAUAGAUUAUUCCGCAAGAAUGGAAAUAAGUGUUCGGGAGCGGGAUCUAUAUCGUGUUCGGCUGGCGCUAGGAAUGAUGAUUUUCUUCCUUCCAUUAAUCAAUUAAGCGAUGCACGCCUCAUUUAUUCCGUUGCUUCAUCCAUGGGCCAUAACCAGGAGUCUCAUCCAGAAUCACAUUUUAGAGUUCCUGCAAUUGUCGAUGCCCUACAAGAAAUGCACCUCACUUCAAAGUUUCGUGGCUCUGAGGUAAUUGAACUUCAAAAUUUCGAGCCAGCUUCAGUAGAUGACAUUGCAAGUGUGCAUGCAAGAGCUUAUGUUUCUGGCCUUGAAAAGGCUAUGGAUCAAGCAUCCGAGAAGGGUCUAAUUUUCAUUGAUAGUUCUGGACCAACCUAUGCUACUGCUACUACCUACCGGGAGUCAAUUGUUGCUGCUGGUGCUGGAUUAGCCUUAGUUGACUCAGUGGUUGCAGCUUCAAAGAUAAGUAGAGAUCCACCUACUGGUUUUGCUUUGAUAAGACCACCGGGACACCAUGCUGUUCCACAAGGACCAAUGGGCUUCUGUGUUUUUGGAAAUGUGGCCAUUGCAGCUCGUUAUGCCCAGCGUGUUCAUGGACUAAAGCGCGUCUUCAUAAUUGACUUUGAUGUUCACCAUGGAAAUGGAACAAAUGAUGCUUUCUAUGAUGAUCCAGAUAUAUUUUUCCUUUCAAUUCAUCAAGAUGGAAGCUACCCAGGUACUGGUAAAUUUGACGAAGUUGGCAGCGGAGCUGGUGAAGGAACCACUCUAAAUUUGCCUCUUCCUGGAGGAUCAGGUGAUACUACUAUGAGAACAGUGUUUGAUGAAGUCAUUGUACCUUGUGCUCAAAGAUUUAAGCCAGAUAUAAUCCUUGUUUCUGCUGGAUAUGACGGGCACGUAUUGGAUCCACUAGCCAACCUUCAAUACACAACUGGAACAUAUUACACGCUUGCUUCCAACAUUAAACAACUAUCAAAAGAGUUAUGUGGAGGCAGAUGCGUGUUCUUCUUAGAAGGAGGAUACAACUUAAAGUCUCUUUCAUACUCAGUGGCAGACACAUUCCGUGCUCUUCUCGGUGACCCAAGCUUGGCAUCGGAGUUUGAUGACCCCAAUAUUUUAUAUGAAGAGCCAUCAACAAAGGUUAAGCAAGCUAUUCAGAGGAUUAAAUCCAUUCAUUCCCUGUGACCGUGAAUGAAUGAUGUUGAAAAUUUGGAACCUGACAUGACAUCUUGUUUGUAUUUAAUUCUUCAUUUUCUGUGGGCUCCAUACAUAAAAACUUUAUGUCUAAACAACAUUAUACUUAUCACAUUACGUGGAGCUAAGCCACUGUAUCAGAUUAUUGCCCCUUUUGGUGAAACAACGGCAUUGGUUUAUGAGCUGCUAUGCAUCCCUUUUAAUAUAACAGUUCUAACUAGGUAUCCUUUUAAAGUA
Messenger RNA from Arachis ipaensis, 1640 nucleotides. RefSeq names its product histone deacetylase 14 (gene HDA14). Lineage: Eukaryota; Viridiplantae; Streptophyta; Magnoliopsida; Fabales; Fabaceae. Gene Ontology annotation, biological process: epigenetic regulation of gene expression. Gene Ontology annotation, molecular function: histone deacetylase activity. The record is from RefSeq and is a predicted model, not a curated record. Gene Ontology annotation, cellular component: cytoplasm; histone deacetylase complex.